AUGCAGGACUGGUCGACACGUAAUACCGUACUCAUGUGGUUGAGGCUGUUGGGUCUGUUUUGUGUAUCUUUCGUUGUCAAGCAGGCAUCAGCUUCGUUUAAUUUGACUAUCCUACACACUAACGAUAUCCAUUGCCGUUUCGAAGAGGCCAACAAACUCGGUGGGGCGUGCAAACAACGAGACUCGGAGGAUGGCAAUUGUUUCGGUGGAUAUGCCCGUCUGGUCCAUCAAGCUCGAAAAAUUCGUGAACAGCAUCCGGACACAAUUUUUUUAAAUGGCGGUGAUUUCUUCCAAGGCACCAUAUGGUAUACCAUCCAUAAAUGGAAGGCCGUCAGCCACUUCGGUAACUUGCUCAACUUAACGGCCAUGUCUCUUGGCAACCAUGAAUUUGAUGAUGGCGUGGCGGGGCUGGCACCGUUCGUGAAUGCAGCCAACCAUCCGGUGUUGGCAGCAAAUAUCGACACAAGCAGAGAACCUUGGCUUCAUGGGAAAAUUCCAAAAUCAGUAGUCGUCCAAGUAGGUGGACACAGGGUAGGCAUCAUUGGCUACCUGACGGUUGAAACAUCGUACAUCUCCACCUUGGACGCAGUCAAAGUCUUUGACGAAAUUCAAGGCGUUCGAGAAGAAGCAGAACGCCUUAAAAAGGAUGGAGUCAAUAUUCUAAUUGCAGUCGGUCACGCGGGUUAUCUCAAAGAUAUGGAAAUCGCUGAACAGGUGCCAGAUAUCGACGUGGUGGUAGGCGGUCAUACCAACACAUUUCUCUGGAACGGUCCGGCUCCGUCCAUCGAAAUUCCACAAGGUCCAUAUCCGACCAUGGUGAAGCAACCGUCUGGGAAGGAAGUGCCCGUCGUUCAGGCAUUCGCCUUUGGCAAAUAUCUGGGCAACUUGAUGGUGACUUUUAACGACGAUGGAGAUGUGAUCGCUACUGCUGGCCUACCGAUUCUCAUGGAUAAGACCAUACCUCGAGAUCCACACGUCCUGCAGGAACUGAUCCCAUUUCGAAAAGAAGUCGAAGCUUUGUCAGAGAAAGAAGUUGGAAAAACGCUCGUCUUCUUGGAUGGUAAUCGUCUGUCCUGUCGCAUGGUUGAAUGCAAUCUUGGAAAUUUCAUUGCUGACGCCUACGUUGAUUUGUUCACCAAGUUUGCAGGCGAGGGUCAGUGGAGUAAAGUGGCUAUCGCUCUCGUCAAUGGCGGCGGAGUCAGGGCAUCCAUCGAUGAGCGCGCCCAAAAUGGAUCCAUCACGUACGGUGACCUUCUUUCAGUCGCUCCUUUCAGUAAUACAGUAGACAUCGUCAAAAUCAGCGGUGAAACGCUGAAGAAUAUUUUCGAGUUUACAGUGCAUGAUUACGAUCCAUCAGCUCUGGAUCCCUUCGGUGGAUUUCUGCAGGUUUCAGGUCUCCAAGUUGCGUACGACAUAGCUAGGCCCAUAGGUGAUAGAGUGGUAGAGCUUUUGGCACGAUGCAACAAUUGUCGUAUUCCAGCCUACAGUCCGGUCCAGCCCAAGGAAAUCUAUGACGUGGCGAUGCCUAGCUUUUUGGCCGAUGGUGGCGAUGGGUUCGAUAUCAAAGGCAACAUCACUGAGCACACUUUGACUGGUAUAUUAGAUGCGGAUGCGAUCAUACGUUAUAUGGAGAGAGUGCCGUCCAUCACAAUCGGUUUGGAACGUCGGAUUCGUUUUGUCACCAAAACUUACCCCUCAUCCUGUGGUGAAGUUUUCGGCAAAAGGGUAUCAGCAGAAACUUCUGGAUCGACAAGCACUUUGAGUUUCAUAAAUUUCAACAUUUUCCUAGUUUCAACAACACUUUCAACGCUUUCAGUAACAGCUUUUUAACAUCUAGAAAGAACAUUUAUCACCUUUAAAUUGUUGACCAUUAAUCAAUUGUCACUUUUCACCAGUUACCUCUUUGUU
Daphnia magna is the source of this 1908-nucleotide messenger RNA. RefSeq names its product snake venom 5'-nucleotidase-like. Gene Ontology annotation, biological process: AMP catabolic process. The coding region runs from base 1 to 1830 and encodes 609 amino acids. The transcript has 12 exons. Lineage: Eukaryota; Metazoa; Arthropoda; Branchiopoda; Diplostraca; Daphniidae. Gene Ontology annotation, cellular component: plasma membrane. Gene Ontology annotation, molecular function: 5'-nucleotidase activity. The record is from RefSeq and is a predicted model, not a curated record.